This is a messenger RNA of Paramecium sonneborni, 267 nucleotides long. The record is from the annotation of a GenBank genome assembly. Lineage: Eukaryota; Ciliophora; Oligohymenophorea; Peniculida; Parameciidae.
AUGGAAUUCACUAUUUAUAAUGCAGGGAUAGAUAUAACUAGUAAUUUAUUUGGAGCAUGUUAUUAUGCCUGUGCAAUUCCUUUUGUAUAAUAAAAAAAUUAAGAGAGAGAAAAUCUAAAAGUAAUAUGGGCAAUUAUGAAGAAUUAAUUAGUGAAAAGAUUAAUGUAUGAAGUUAAACCAAGAAUUUUAUUAAUGAUUUUAUUGAGAAUGCAUAUUUCAUUAGAAGAAGGUUAAAUAAAGAUCAUAAAAGUUGAUAAUAUUUGUUGA